This is a messenger RNA of Erinaceus europaeus (western European hedgehog), 2834 nucleotides long. RefSeq names its product latherin-like. Gene Ontology annotation, molecular function: lipid binding. NCBI's taxonomy places the organism in Eukaryota, Metazoa, Chordata, Mammalia, Eulipotyphla, Erinaceidae. The transcript is spliced from 9 exons. Bases 72 to 719 code for a protein of 215 amino acids. The record is from RefSeq and is a predicted model, not a curated record.
ACAUUGGGAGUGGACCUAGGAAGGCCCAGUCAUCUCUCAGUGCACAGAGAAGCCCAGGUACCUGACCCAAGAUGCUGAGGAUCUGUGGCCUCUUUGUGCUCCUCUGUGGGCUGCUUGCCCCAUCCUCUGGUCUUUUCUUUCCAACUCCAUUGGAUUCUAAACUCAACUUGGACCUGGUCAGCGAUCUUAAAACUGGUCUUAAUCAAGCUGUGGAGAGUUUGAACUUGAAUGGAGGGUUAGAUGAUCUGUUGCAGCCUUUGGCUGGCCUCCUAGGACUCCAAGGCAUAAAGUUAGAGAUAUCAAAUCCAAAGUUCUUUGAUCUCACCUUUAAGAAGUCCUCUACUAAUGGAAAAGCCUCUUUAGAGAUACCACUUCAAAUUUAUCUGCGUCUUCAGACCCCAUUGUUUAAUGAGAAAUGUAAAGUAAGCGCGACUAUAAAAGGCAUGCUUUCUUUCAUGAGAGAUCAGAAUGGCUAUGACCAAAUCGUCUUUGAGGAUUGUGGGAUUGUGCCUGAGUCUGUACAGAUCACCUCUGAGAAGUCAUUCAGCUUACUAGGACGUGCACCAAACUUGGAGAGCAAGCUUAAAGGGGUGAUAGCCCAACAAUUGGUGAGAGAACUAUGCAACUCCCUCAAUACAAUGAUGACUAAAUUACCUCCAGAGUUCGUCAGUUCCAUUAGAAGGUCUCUGCCUGAAGGUGAUGUCAAGAUCUCCAUCUAACUAUCCCCAAACAAAGGAGCAGUAUUUGCACCAAUCAGAAACGUCACAGAAGCCCUGUGGAUCCUGGUGACCGUGCAACAACAGAAACUGUGGCGUUCAAGCCGAUGACAUCAAACUCUGAAGACUGAGUACCUGCCUGACCUACACCCUUAUCCAGUCACAUACACUGAAAUUAUAUGAAAGAAUAGAGGGAGAUGUCGGCUGCCAGGUCAGGAGAUAAAUAGUAGACACAAGACCUCUAAGGUACAGACAGCAUAGGACCUUGCUAUCUCUGACCUUCUCCCAGUCUAGAUUAGUGAAUGAAAAAAUGUCUCAAGUCCAUAAUCCAGAUAAUUACAUAACUGAGUAAAAGAUCCAAAUUCAUGGGUUAUUCUGUCGAAAUUUACUGUACCAUGAGAUGCCACUCUAACUUUAAAUAGAUUUGUGUUACUUCCUUGAUACCACUCACCCGUGAGAAAAUGUUAAAAACCACUUGAAAGGUCUUUGAUCUGCCACAAAUAUUUCUUUAGAUUUACAAGACUUACAAACACAAGUCUAGUCUAUUGGUCAGGCUCAUGUGCCGUGGGCCAGUGCUUCAGAGGUGGCUGUUUUCUUUUCUGAACAGCUCCUUAAUUUUGUCAAUAAUAAGACAUGGACUUCUAAUAAAUAUAGGCAUUAUUUUGGCUGUUACACUCAUACUGCUUCUUGUACUUCCAGUCAUCAUCAAAUGUCUGUACAAAAACAUCUCGUCCAUUCAAGUGAAAUUAAGAGGCCAUCUUAUUAAAAAAUAAAGAAAGGGGGAAAUGAUGGGAACAAAGUCAGGCCUGCUGUAUGGCACAGCCCCAGCAGGCUAGGGCUAACUGCAAAGUGGGGAGUUCUAGACUGAACUCGAGCUAUUUUCCCUUACAUUGAUAAUUUAAAGAUUUAUUGGCUAUUGAAAAUGCACAAAUAAUACCUGAGGACAAUGGCAGAAGCAAGUCAGGCCUGCUGUAUGGCACAGCCCCAGCAGGCUAGGGCUGACUACAAAGUGCAAAGUCCUGGACUAAACUGAAGCUAUUUUCCUUACGUUGAUCAUUUAAAGACCUAUUGGCUAUAAUUGGAUAUGCACAAAUAAUACUUGGGGACAAUAAAAGGAGAUCCCUGGGGGAAGUACAUUGUGACAACAAUUAUGGCGGUGAGUGUAACAAGACUAAAAAUGGCCUAAGAGCUAAAGCUGCUGUACCCAUUGAGAGGCUUUCAGAAAAAGAGCUACUUAUCACCACUAUAGCUUUUCUAUUAGCUGGACUCAGACCAAAAGCCAGAAUUACAGGUAGCUUAUAAUAGUAUGAGUGACAGACUGUGGUCUUCACCUAAUUAUAAAGAGGCCCUAUUGCUUACCCUCACCCACAAACACCCUGCUUCCACUUACAGGCAUCCAUGAUGAAUACAGAGCAUGUGUAGUUAAAUAGCUGAUGUUAGGAUCUAUGGGUAGAAGUUAGCAAACUUUCAUAUAGCUAAAAGUUAGUGUACUUUCAUAUAUGCAAAGGUUAAGCAGAAGAGAGCCCCCAAGGUGUGUGCUUACUUUACAACAGAAGAUUUCUUUAGGUGGACAGCCUACUAUGAUCUAGUUAGACCCAUCCAAGAACGGGUUAAGAAGAAAAGCUAUUAGAUUUAGCUCCAGGAAAAAAUGUUUAUUCAUACAGAAGGUCAGAACAGGGAGAUGGUCAAAACAUAGAUGGUCAUUUCAAGGGAACUUUCAAGGGGAAAUUUAGACUACUCUAGACCAAGGAAACUUUCAAAGGAAGAUGUAGGCUACCACAUACCAAGGAAAUUUUCAAGGGAAAAUUUAGGCUACCCCAGACCAAGGAAAUUUCCAAGGGAAGAUUUAGGCUACCCCAGACCCAAGAAACUUCAAGGGGAAAUCAGGAUGCCCCAGACCUAGGGAACUUCCUAAGGAAAACAUGCUUAUAAUAAUAAUAAUGUUGUUUAAGGUUAUUCUUGAUGUUAAUAAAAACAAUCAUAUAUGAUGUCAUCUGUAUCUCUGAUGUUAAUGAAAACAAUAUUACAGGAUGUCAGUUAUAUCCGGGCAAAAAGUGUUUAAAAAUAAAGCUCCACAGAGAGACAGCAGAGACACUUCUCUCCUGCACCUAAAGCAGC